Molecule: messenger RNA, 1826 nt
Organism: Peromyscus leucopus (white-footed mouse)
Lineage: Eukaryota; Metazoa; Chordata; Mammalia; Rodentia; Cricetidae
Exons: 8
Coding region: 746-1663 (305 amino acids)
Molecular function (GO): protein binding
Source: RefSeq, a predicted model, not a curated record
UGGCAUCACCUGCCAUCCGACUCCAAAAAUCAUGUCUUCUCUGUCUGGAAGGGGGGCGGGCAUACGACGGGGGGAGUCAGCGGAGGCUGUGCCCAACUCCACAUGAGAGAAGAAGGGUUUGCCCGCCCUGUGGGUGUUGGGAGCCCGAGCGGACUGGGGUUGUGGAUGGGUGUACAGCAGAGGCAAAGCCAGCAGGACUUCAUGGUAGACUCGGGGUCUAUCAGCGAGAGGAAGAGGGGUUCCGGUGGUCGCAGAGUCUCUCUCCAAAGACCCCUCAAGAAUGAAGGUUGCUAUGUGAGAUGGGGAAGGUGGGGGAAAGAGGGUUGGCACCCAGGGUUCAGUCUUGGGUGGCAGGACAGUACCUUGUGUUAGGUCACAUUGAGCGUUCUUUGAACAAGGUGACAGAGUGUAUUUCUUUCCAGAGCUGUUCACUCUCUCGUAUUUCUCCCUUCCCCCAGGGUCACACGGCUGUCAGUUACUGACACCCGUGAAGGGAUUACGGGGCGGGGGAGGGGAGGAGGAACCUACAGCCCGUAGGUACUUGAGUUACACAUCCUGGCACAGAGAGUGGGCACCGGAGCCUCUGUCCUGUCUAGACUUCAUCAACAUGGGCUGCUCCCAGCGAGAAAACGCACAGCUUUCUUCAUGAAGCGUCCCUCUGGUCAUCUAAAACUGUUCCAAAGGACCGAGGGGACACGAUUCCAAUCUGUGAAGGGGUCCUCGUGAAUUCUUGCUGCCUGCUACCAUGAGCUGGAGACAAAGAUCAUGCUCUGCUCUGGGAAGAUUAGAAACAUCUCAGGAUAACAGCAUCCUGAAACCGGCAGCCAUCCUGGGGGAACCUGUGAUGCUUCCAGCUCAGACAUCUCCCACAAGGCCUCAGCCUUCAGGGGAGCCUGGACUUCAGAGUGUCCAACCCCCCGCCUGGCUGCUGCAGGCCUGCCUCACUGGAGAAAGGAUGCGGAGCCAUUCAGUCAGCACCCAGGAGCCCACACUGAGGAAGACACCCCCGCACCAUGCAGACCUGACCCAGAGUCUGAGGGCCGAAAAGGUUGAGCAUCAAGUGACCCUGGAUGAGCUCCAACAAGUACAUGCACUCUUUCAGGAACAUGGAAAGAAAGGAAGACAUCUGCUGGAUAUGGAAACAUUCAAAUGCAUAAUGAAGCAGAGUAUGAGGUCGCAUGGCCACAGUACUGCACAAAUAGAGCAACUCUUCAUGAAAAUAGACUAUGAGGCAGUCGGGAGAAUCCAGUGGGAUGGCUUCUGCACAUACCUACAGCUAGAGUACUCGGAGCAAGCCAAGGCCGCGGCUCGGCGGGCAGAGGCUGUGCUCCGGCUGCCUGCCACACAGAAGAGGCUGUCCUAUGGGAGGCCCGUGCUGCGCAUCCUCUCUAUGCCGGAUGACACCUUAAUCACCAUCCGAGAAGAUGGAGCUAUUUAUUUCUGGUCCCCGCAGCUGAAGUUGAAAAGGAAAAAGCCAAUUUUUGGCAAGUCCCCCAGUCGGAAGUCCCAGUGGGUGACAGACAUUGCCAGCAUGCCACAGUAUAACAAACUAAUCGUCGGGACUGGGAGCCGGGAACUACAGCUAUAUGAGCUCUCAAACUUGGAGCCUUACUGUCAGAUUGGUGGCCUGGAAGCUGUCCCCCUGAAACUGGACUACUGGUAAGAAGGGCCACUCCAGGGAGGCUGCCUGUGGGUGGUUCACCACCAGGCAUGAGGAACUGUUCCUUGGGCGGCUACUCCAUCAGCACACCCUAGUGUUGCUGGAGGGCUUCUCUCCAGGUUCCCCAAGCCCCCGCAGUCCCACAAUCCACUUAUAAAAUAAUCAC